AUGGCGUCGCAAUUACAGCAAACAAUGGCCACCACGAGCUCAAGCUUCCGGACGUCGUCACCGGCAAUGGUGGGCUGCUCGGCGGCCGCUCGGCGGUCUGCCAACUAUGCUCCCAGCGCCUGGGAUUACGACUCCCUCCUCCACCUCUCGCCCAACAAUGACGGACAGGCAGAUCAAGUCGAUGAGUUGAAGGCCGGCGUGAGGGAGCGGCUGGUGGCGGCGAGCCGGGGCGACCACCAAGCUGUGAAGCUCAGGCUUGUCGACACAGUACAACGGCUCGGCAUUGCCUACCAUUUCGAGGAGGAGAUCGCCAGUAUCCUUAGCUCCGUCCACCGCGAGCCUCAUCGGUGCAGUUUGGACGGCGAUGCCAGUGAUGUUGCUUCUGCGUGCUUGAGGUUUAGGUUGCUUAGGGACGGCGGUUUCCCAGUCUUCUUCCCUCCAGCAUUGUUUCAUCAUAACAAUAUAUAUAUAGAAUGUCUGGCGGAUCUCAAGCGCGGAUCAGAUGAUGUCAAAGGGCUCCUCUCACUCUAUGAGGCUUCAUACCUUGCGUUCGGUGGCGAGGAAGUAUUGGACGAGGCAAGAGCACUUUCUAAGAAAGCUCUCAAAAAGCUUUUGCCAUCCAUGGAUCACCACUUACGGCGCAGUGUAGUUCGUUCUUUGGACAUUCCAUUACACCGAAGGUCUCCUAGACUAGAAGCAAGAUGGUUCAUAGACCACUAUGCUAGAGACGAGAGCAAUUCCGACCCGUUGCUUGUUAGAUUUGCAAUGACGGACUUCAACAAUGUGCAAAGUCUGCAUCAGGAAGAACUCGGGAGACUGGCGAGGUGGUGGAAGGGGACCGGCCUUGGUGAAAAAUUGGGGUUCGCCAGGGAUCGUCUCAUGGAGUGCUUCCAUUGCGCAAAUGGAAUUGUGUGGGAGCCAAACGAUGGAGCAUGUCGGGAAGUGCUUGCUAAAGUCGCCAAUCUAAUAGUUCACUUAGAUGAUGUAUAUGAUGUGUAUGGAACUCUAGAUGAACUUGUUCUCUUCACAGACGCCAUUGGAAGAUGGGAAGAAAGACCAUGUGAAAUGCUCCCUGAAUACAUGCAAGCACUAUAUUCCGUCAUGUACAACACGUCUGCUGAGGUGGCUGAAAAUGUGUUUAAACAACAUGGUUGCGACAUUCGUUAUGUUCUUCAAAAAGCAUGGCGAGACAUGGCAGAGUCUUUCCUGGUGGAGGCAAAGUGGCACCAUGGAAACCACAGACCAACACUGCGUGAGUAUCUUGACAAUGGAUCAAUUUCAUCCUCUGCUCCACUGUUGCUGCAACAUGUGUUUCCCCUGCUCCACGUGGAAGAAAAGCUUACCCCAAUGUCGCUUGCUAAAGUUGGAAGCUACCCUAAAUUAGUUCAGUCCGCGUCAUUAGUUCUUCGCCUCUGCAACGACUCUGCAACCCACUCUGCAGAGCUGGAGCGAGGCGAUGCACCAUCAUCAAUAGCUAUUCACAUGUCGGAGAACAGCUCCAGUGAGCAAGAGUCUCGCGAAGCCAUGGAAGAUCUUACCAUGGAAGCUUGGAAGUCAAUUAACGAAGAUGCAUUCAAACACUGCCAAUUUUCUAGAUAUUUUGCCAAGACUUGCGUGAAUUUGGCUCGAAUCUCACAUUGUGUUUACCAAGGUGGGGAUGGUUUUGGUGCGCCGGAUGGUCUGAAGAGAAGGGAAAUCAGAGAGUUAUACUUGGACUCUUUCAUUAGUGAGAAACAUUAAACAAUGGGAGCCCUAAAGAAAUUAGACACCUAUCUUAUAAAGAUGUUAUACAGGCUUAAUAAUCUGUAGGUACUGAUCCCGAUUCUGUUUUGUACUACAAAAAUUGUAGAACAAAUACUAGCUGACUGAUUAACAAGCACCAUUU
Aegilops tauschii subsp. strangulata is the source of this 1885-nucleotide messenger RNA. The record is from RefSeq and is a predicted model, not a curated record. NCBI's taxonomy places the organism in Eukaryota, Viridiplantae, Streptophyta, Magnoliopsida, Poales, Poaceae.